AUGGCGUCGAACUUGACUGUCAAAGUGCAUCCGGUGGUAUACAUGACUAUCGUUGACUCGUACCUUCGAAGACAACGACCAACAAAAGCAGGACAACCUGCGAAUGAUAAAGCUCUGGGAACACUGAUGGGAUUUUACGAAAAGGAUGCGGUCCAGGUAACGAACUGCUUUGCCAUCCCCUUCAGCGAACUGCGAGAUGAUUUGGAGCUUGAUGACUCUUUCAAUCAACAAAUGAUUCAAAUGCUAAAGAGAGCCGCGCCUACUGAACAGCCUGUGGGAUGGUUCUACACGUCAUCGGAUCUGUCAUCGAAUUGUCUCAUCUAUCAUGAUUACUACAACAGAGUCAUCAAUGAGGUUUAUUUAUUGUCCAUUUUUCUAUGAGU
Cylicostephanus goldi is the source of this 383-nucleotide messenger RNA. The record is from the annotation of a GenBank genome assembly. NCBI's taxonomy places the organism in Eukaryota, Metazoa, Nematoda, Chromadorea, Rhabditida, Strongylidae.